CUUCUUCUUCUUCUUCUUCUUCUUCUUCUCUUUUUUCUUGGAUCCGAGUGGUUUUCCGGUGGGCCAAGUUGCAGAAUCUGUUGCUUAUAUAGAGUCCACUGCAAAGGAAAAUGACUGAAUCCAAGGUGGUUGUUCCCGAGUCGGUUUUGAAGAAGAGGAAGCGACAGGAGGAAUGGGAGCUUGCCAAGAAACAAGAGCUCGAAGCUGCUAAAAAGAAAAGUGCUGAGAACAGGAAGCUCAUUUACAACCGAGCUAAAAACUAUGACAAGGAAUACCAGGAGAAGGAAAAGGAAUUGAUCCAGCUGAAGCGCGAGGCAAAGUUGAAGGGUGGCUUUUAUGUUGAUCCCGAAGCAAAAUUGCUUUUCAUUGUCCGUAUUCGUGGUAUCAAUGCUAUCGACCCGAAGACACGGAAGAUUUUGCAGCUUUUGCGGUUGAGACAGAUCUUCAAUGGUGUGUUCCUGAAAGUCAACAAAGCAACUAUGAACAUGCUUCACCGGGUUGAGCCUUAUGUGACCUAUGGGUACCCCAACUUGAAGAGCGUGAAGGAAUUGGUUUACAAACGAGGCUAUGGAAAGCUGAACCACCAGAGGAUUGCCUUAACAGACAACUCUAUCAUCGAGCAGGCACUCGGGAAAUACGGGAUAAUAUGCACGGAGGAUCUGAUCCACGAGAUAAUGAGUGUCGGUCCUCACUUCAAGGAAGCCAACAACUUCUUGUGGCCAUUCCAGUUGAAGGCUCCGCUCGGGGGAUUGAAGAAGAAGAGGAACCAUUAUGUUGAAGGUGGAGACGCUGGAAACAGAGAGAACUACAUCAAUGAACUCAUCCGCAGAAUGAACUGAAGCCUCUCUCUCUAGUCAAGGCUUUUCAAAACGCGUGUUUUUUUGGUUGUCAGACCUGGAAUUCUGGUUUCAUGCUGUUGGUAGCUAUGUUUACGUCUUCUCUUUUCUUUCAUAUACUAUAAGAGAAAAGACCCACAUUUUGGUCCAUCUUCCUAUUCGAUUGAAA
Molecule: messenger RNA, 1005 nt
Organism: Tarenaya hassleriana
Lineage: Eukaryota; Viridiplantae; Streptophyta; Magnoliopsida; Brassicales; Cleomaceae
Product: 60S ribosomal protein L7-2-like
Exons: 7
Coding region: 111-839 (242 amino acids)
Biological process (GO): maturation of LSU-rRNA from tricistronic rRNA transcript (SSU-rRNA, 5.8S rRNA, LSU-rRNA)
Cellular component (GO): cytosolic large ribosomal subunit
Molecular function (GO): structural constituent of ribosome; RNA binding
Source: RefSeq, a predicted model, not a curated record